Molecule: messenger RNA, 3921 nt
Organism: Diaporthe citri
Lineage: Eukaryota; Fungi; Ascomycota; Sordariomycetes; Diaporthales; Diaporthaceae
Exons: 5
Coding region: 1-3921 (1306 amino acids)
Biological process (GO): transmembrane transport
Cellular component (GO): membrane
Molecular function (GO): ABC-type transporter activity; ATP binding; ATP hydrolysis activity
Source: RefSeq, a predicted model, not a curated record
AUGGCCGACUCUCCCGCCGCCAUCACAGACGAAAAAGACCAGCCCGGAAUUCACAGUCAUGGAGUCGACCAGGACAAGAACAAAUCGGCCGACUCUGUCCCGACUCGGAAGCCGACCAUGGCUGAUUACUUCAGGGUUUUCUCUUACGCCACAAAAUGGGACUUUUGCAUCUAUGCCGUGGCAUGCUUCGCUUCGAUAGCAGGUGGUGCCACGAGUCCACUCAUGAACAUCGUCUUUGGGCAACUUGUCAAGCAAUUUACCGAAUACUUUAAAGAUCCCUCCAAAAUGUCGCCAGGCACCUUUAACAGUGUCUUGGAUCGACAAGCCCUUUACCUCGCGGGACUCUUCAUUGGUCGUUGGGGUCUGACUAGCAUCAACAAGUUCUGCUUCCAGAUGAUCGGUAUCCGUCUCUCCUCUCAGAUCCGUCUACACUACCUCGAGGCGCUCUUCGCGCAGCCCAUACAUGCCAUCGACUGCAUGCCCGCCGGGGGACCUGCGACCACCAUCACCGCGACUUCCACCACGCUGCAGAUUGGGAUAUCGGACAGACUGGGGACGUUUCUGCAGUUCUUGAGCACCAUUGUGGCGGCCUUCGUUGUUUCCUUCAUCUGGAGCUGGGAUCUUACCCUGGUCAUGAUGUCUCUCAUCCUAUACUCGCUUGUCGUCAUCUCGCUGGUUUUGCCGCCCGUUCUCAAGGGCCAGACCACGGCGGCGGAAGCCGAUACACAAGCUACAGCCAUUGCCAGUGAGGCGCUGGGUGGGAUACGACUCAUAGUUGCAUGUGGAGCACAGUCGCGCAUCAUAUCCGGUUACCAGAAGUGGGUAGACGAGGCAAGGAGGCGGGCUCACAAGGCAGCUCCUGCCUUGGGUGUUCAGUUCGGUUUGCUGUUCUUUGGCGUCUUCGGCUCAUUCGGUCUGGCAUUCUGGUAUGGCACCAAACGAUUCAUUGAUGGCGCCCUCAGCGAUGCAGGGGUUGUCAUUAUUGUGCUUUUCAACAUGACGAUCGUUCUCAACUCCCUCGAGCGCAUUGCGACUCCACUCGUAGCUGUCAGCAAAGCCAUGGUCGCCGCCUGCGAGUUCUUCACCGUGAUCGACACGCCGAAAUCCACCUCUGGAUCAGAAAAGCUGGAUGCCAUGUCGCAUGAUAUCAUAUUCGAAAAUGUCACCUUUGCGUACCCUAGUCGUCCCGAUGCUACUGUUCUCGAUGGUCUGAGCCUCUGCCUUCGCUCGGGCCAGAACACUGCUCUCGUCGGCCCGUCUGGGUCGGGCAAGAGCACUAUCGUCGGUCUGCUGGAACGGUGGUACUCCCUUGGAGACCAGUAUGGCACGACCCGCGCCGAUGAAGCUACAUCAUUCUCUCAAAAGAAGGAUACAGAGCCAACGCACGGAGAAGACCAUGACCGCGAUGAACCAGAGCAGCUCGAAGAGGCCAAGCCCAAGGCUUCAGGGUCAAUUGUUAUCGGCGGCCACAACCUGGAAGAGCUGGACACGAAGUGGUGGCGAUCACAAAUCGGAUUGGUGCAACAAGAGCCCUUUCUCUUCAACGAUACUAUUUACGCAAAUGUUGCCUACGGUUUGAUAGGAAGCCAGUGGGAGGACGAGCCGAUGGAGGAGAAGCGGCGACUGGGUUACGAUACCCAAGUAGGUGAUGGCGGUGCAAAGCUCUCGGGAGGUCAGAAGCAGCGCUUGGCCAUUGCCAGGAGCAUUAUUAAGAAGCCCUCGAUCAUUAUCCUUGAUGAGGCGACCAGUGCAAUCGAUGCGAGGAGCGAAAGGAUUGUGCAGGCCGCAUUAGACAAAGUCACGCGAAAUCGUACCACCAUCACCAUUGCCCAUCGUCUCUCCACCAUCAAAAAGGCCGACAACAUCAUCGUUCUGCAAAACGGGCGCGCGGUGGAACAGGGCACGCACCAGGAUCUGAUGACUUCUCCAGUGGGUAUUUACAGCGCCCUGGUGCGUGCUCAGUCUUUAGGGCUGUCUCACGCCCUGGCCUCCGACGAUGAGGGACACAUGACCGAUAAGACGCAAGAUCCAGGCCAUGAGGCCGAAAAGAUCAUCAUGGAAAAGAAGCGAGAUUCGACUGAGUUUCUGGUUCAGAAUGAGGGCACAGAUAAAUUGGCAACGACUGGAAAACCGCGGAGUCUGAUCCGCAGUUUCGGAGUUCUUCUGUAUAAUCAGCAUUCGCAGUGGCCAUACUACGUGAGCAUUGUUUUGUCCUCCAUGGCAACCGCUGCCGGCACUCCAGUCCAAGCCUACCUAUUCUCGAAAGUCAUCAGCGUCUUUCUUCUCACAGGAGACGACCUCAAGAGAGAAAGCAGCUUUUGGGGCUUGGCAUGGUUCUACCUUGCGGCCGGUGUUGGUCUUGCAUACCUGGCUGUAGGCUGGAUUGGCCUCAUUGUUCAGCAUAACAUCAGCGCCGUGUACAAAAAGCAGUAUCUCUCCGACAUGCUCUACCAGAAGCUUUCCUUCUUCGACCAGGACGCCAACUCCCACGGGACACUGAGCGCGCGUGUCGGAAGCGACGCCAAGCAGCUGGAAGAGCUCCUGGGCAUGAAUAUGGCGUUUCUUCUCUCGGGCGUCUUCAUAGCUCUGGGCAGCGUGAUCAUCGCGAUCAUAUUCGCCUGGAAGUUGGGCCUGAUCGCCACCUUCGUCACGAUGCCCAUUAUGCUGGCAGCGGGGUACUGGAAGUUCAGACAAGAAGUGACCUACGAGAAGAUGAACUCGGCCGUGUUCCAGGAAUCCUCGCAAUUCGCAACUGAGGCCAUCGGAGCCAUACGAACGGUCUCUUCUCUCACGAUGGAAGGAUCCAUCGGGAACCGGUACCGACAACUGUUAGACAACCACGUCAAAGAAGCACUCCAAAAGGGUCGAUGGACGUCUUUGCUGUAUGGUUUUGCCGACAGCGUUGGUCUUGCCUGUCAGGCUUUGGUAUUCUGGUAUGGUGGCAGGCGCCUUGUUAGUGGCGAAUACAGCCUCGAGGCCUUUUUUGUCUGCUUCAUGGCAAUUAUGCAAGGCGCAGAGUCAGCUAGCCAGUCUCUCGCAGUCGCCCCGAACGCCUCACAGGCCGCAGCCGCUGCAAAUCGCAUACUCGACGUUCACGACUCGGCCGACACUGACCGGCCCGAUGAUUCCAAGAACUCGGGCGAGGCUUCCCCCAUGGGCGAUAGCUGCGAUGGCAUGGAGAUCGAGUUGCAGGACGUGUCCUUUAGGUAUCCCACGCGGGACGCGCGCAUACUCGAUCAUCUGAGCCUCAAGAUUGAGAGAGGCCAGUACGCAGCGCUUGUAGGGCCGUCCGGCUGCGGAAAAACAACCAUAUUGUCCCUUUUGGAGAGAUUCUACGAACUUGGACCGCACCAAGGCUCGAUUACGUUCAACGGAGAGAACAUCAACGACCCGAACGUCUACGAAUACCGCAAGAACAUCUCGCUCGUGGCCCAAGAGCCCACCAUGUUCCGCGGCACAAUCCGCGACAACAUCCUCCUCGGCAUCGACGACCCAAGCUCCAUCCCUGACGAGAGGAUAAUGGAGGUCUGCCGCGACGCCUUCAUCCACGACUUUAUCAUCUCCCUCCCCGAGGGCUACGACACCGAGGUCGGUGCCCAGGGCAUCUCGCUGUCCGGCGGGCAGAAGCAGCGGGUGGCCGUGGCCCGGGCGCUCAUCCGCGACCCCAAGGUCCUCCUGCUGGACGAGGCGACGUCGGCGCUCGACUCGGAGUCGGAGAAGAUGGUCCAGGCUGCGUUGGAGAAGGCGCGCAACGGCCGGACUAUGAUCGCCGUGGCGCAUCGUCUGUCGACGAUCCAGAGCGCGGACGUGAUUUUCGUGUUUGAGCAGGGGAGGGUGGUGGAGAAGGGGACGCACGACGAGUUGGUCCACAAGGGGGAUGUGUACUGGGGAAUGUGCCAAGCUCAGGCGUUGGACAUGUAG